CUGAAAGGCAAAGGGUGCGUUGCACUGCAGGAGCUCAUCUCUAUUGUCGUUAUAUCAGCUGUAAGUUGAGUCUAUGUUCUGUGAGCGAGUACUUUCCUCAUUCAUUCAUCCCCCGGCUUGAAGCUUGCUGCAUCUCCAUCCCUCGUCUGCCUCAUCGUCGCCAAGAUCUUGUUUCUGCACCCCAAGUGUACGAAAACUCAUGCGUGUGAGGACGCAGGUAGACUUGCUCGAUAUGGCAGACGCCGACCACCGAGCCGCGUUCCUGCGAACUUUGGCCGAAGUUGACGAGAAAGGCCGGCAGACGGCUCUUGCGCUUUUCGCUGCUAUUCACCUCAUACCAACCGGGGCAGAGGUCCUAGCCGAUGUCAUCAAUAACUUGUUUGCCAUUGUUGCUCCACUUCCACUCCUCAAAAGGCUACUCGAGGACAAUUCCCCCUUCCCCGGCACUGGGCUAGGAGAGCUCUCGGUGUGCUUUGAGACGUGUCAGUAUGCCCUAUCAAAGGCUGAAUCUAUUGUGCGUGAUGUGGACGCAUCAAUCGCAUCGACGGUGGAGAGUCCUGUAAUCCCUCCCGGAGAAAUCGAGAGCAUCAGGAACAUUCUCUGCGGGUGCUUCCAUGAUAUGAUGGUGAUCAUCAGCUCCGCCAGGGUGGAGCGGCUCGAAAGUUCCAGUUUUGAGAGAACGGAUGACGACGUUCGUGAGAGUCGCCGUUUGCGUGAAGCACUAAAACAACGCGAAUGGCCUCAAUGGCCAAUUACUCCUGAUUCACGCCUCACGCCACCUGGACCCGUGGUCAUAAAUAACCCAGUCAAUCCUUUCGCCCCCCUCUCCACGCCCUCCCAAGAACGGGACGUCCUUGAGCUCCAACACCCUCGCGGCUUUAGGGGCAGAUACGGCCAUCCCGACUACCCCUGGCUUCAUAAGAAAGCAGCCAUCCAGCUUCAACCGGCGGACCCUGUUCUGCACUUUGAGAAAAGCUUCGAAGAGUGCGAGCUUGAGCGAUACAAGCUAAGACAACAAGGACGGUACCCUAAUAUCGCCGCAUUCGGUAUCUGGCCGCCCACCUUUAUUCAACCAAAUUCCAUCCAAGACUACCAACUCCGACCAGCUAUAACAGAGCUUGUCAAGAACACAGAGCAUGAGCGCGCCGUCCAAAAAGAGGGACUUGCUCUUCGCUCUCAAUUCACUUCUUCAGGCAGUAAUACCUACGAUACCACUGCGUCCACCGUAGCAUCGCUAGCAAGCGAGGCGGUCGUCAACACUCCCGCCUCUACACGUGACAGCACACCUACUGUCGACGCGGAGAAGGACGCUACUGCAAGUAGCUUUAAACCAGGCAGUUGUGAGUCCAAGACAGAGUUGGCUGUGCAGGAAACUUCAUUGAAGGAUGCUUCGCUGGCAUUGGGAACAACUGCUAAACCUAUUGGUGUGACGGGAAACACUUCAAGCGAUCCAGCGGAUAAUUGUUCGGAUGAUACACCAUCCAGUACUAGAAAAUCCGCACCUAAGCCUACCUUCUCAUUAUUUUGUCCAGUAUCUAAAGAUCCCAGCCCACUUCCAUCCAACUUAGCUCCAGCGCACAAUUCUUCGGCUGCAGCCAAGGCCAGUCCUUCACCCUUUGGCCUUCAAGCUCCUUCCUUUGGCGUGACUGCAGCCCCGAGCAUGUUCGGUGGACGCUGCACAUUGCCACAACCACCGCCUAAGGAUUGGCCACCCAAGAUUAUGGAGGCAUACCUCCUGCGACCGCUUUGUGAGGAUGUCCAACUUGGCAUCGAAUGGACCUAUGAUGUCAAGCAACUCCCUCUUCACGAGAAGGGCAUUCGAGCACAUGUGCGGGCAUUGGGACCGGACUACUCCGUCAUCGAUGCAUUGGCCGAUUUGUUGCCAGAACACCUUCGCCUCAUUCAGAUCCGUGUAAAGAAUCGGCAUGGUCACCUGAGGUCUGUUCGAUUGACUCGUGCGACAGAUAUGGUGACUAAGAUGGGAACGUUCAAGGUACAGUCUGUCAUCUUUGUGUUGGAGACGUCCCAUCCCUCAGGACUGGAGAAUGAUGCUAGUGCUGCACCUACAAAUCCCCCGCUAGGCGGACUAUUCGGUCUCCCCGACCAAGGCAACGAUUCAAUCUUUAGUGGAUUCGGCCAAAACAACAGUACAGGCUUUAGGGGGUUCGGCCAAAACAACAAUACAGGCUUUAGGGGGUUCGGCCAAAACAACAAUACAGGCUUUAGGGGGUUCGCCAAAACAACAAUACAGGCUUUGGAGCGUUCGGCCAAAACAACAAUACAGGCAUUGGGGCGUUCGGCCAAAACAACAAUACAGGCUUUGACAGGUUCAGCCAAAACAACAAUACCGGCUUUGGUCAGUUCUGUCAAAAUAAUAACACUGGCUUUGGGGGGUUCGGCCAGAAUAACAACACGGGCUUUGGCGGGUUCGGCCAAAAUAACAAUACGGGCUUUGGUGGGGUUGGCCAAAAUAACAACACUGGCUUUGGCGGGUUCGGCCAAAAUAACAAUACGGGCUUUAGUAGAUUCGGCCAAAGUAACAAUGAGGAUAGCUUGUUCGGCCGUCCAGGCCGGAAUAACAACGAAGGAGGGCUUUUUGGUUGUCCACCUCAGAACAAUAACAAUUCUGGACUCUCUUUCGGCAACCCGCAGUACAGCAACUCUGGAGGACUUUUUGGUCAACUAGCCCAGUCUAGUCAUGGUGGAGGCUUGUUUGGUAAUCCUCCCCAGAACAGCAGUGGUGGAGGCGUGUUCGGCAACCCUACACAGAACAAUACUGGUCGAGGCUUGUUCGGCAGCCCGUCCCAAAACAAUACUAGUGGAGGCUUGUUCGGCAACCCUGCCCUCAACAACUAUCGUCAGAGUCUCUUUGGCAAUCAGACUAACAAUGGCGGAGGAAUCUUCA
Molecule: messenger RNA, 2905 nt
Organism: Lindgomyces ingoldianus
Lineage: Eukaryota; Fungi; Ascomycota; Dothideomycetes; Pleosporales; Lindgomycetaceae
Exons: 5
Coding region: 200-2686 (828 amino acids)
Source: RefSeq, a predicted model, not a curated record